AUGGGCGUGCUGCGCCCUGUGCUGGAACCUUUCUUUUGGGCUUUGUUUUCGGUGACCGCCCUGGAGCCUCUCUCAAGGUUCUUUGAAUGCAUGCUCUUGGCUGCAACCCGGCCAACCUUGAGCAUCAAGCGACCUCAUUGCCUUACGAUGCCUUACGUCACAGUCCAUGGCAAACCGGCCGAGAACCAGCCCAACACGGCGGUUCCAAGAGAGCAUGAGGUGGAAUUGCAGGACCUACGUGCUGAGAACCAGCGUCUCAAUGAAGAGCUGCGCCGCUUACGUGGUGAAGUGCAACACGAAGUGCCGCACCAUUCAUUGCCUUACAGUGCCACCGAUUUGCGUAUGGCAGCCGCACAUCCAGAGCCAGACCCGCCACAUGUGGCAUCUGCCGCUACGUUGAUCCAUGGCGACAACCAAAACCCUUUGGUUGAAGUGGUCAUCCAUGGUGCCGGUGGCCUUCCAGAGGCACUCCUUCAAGCAGCCGAUGGUUCCACCUGCCAACUUUGCACGACCUUCGGUUUCGAGGAUGCCAAGAGUGGUUGGCUGCCGCUGCAACGUGAUGCGUGGAUGAGUGCACCAAAUAUGGUUGGUGCCAGCGAACAGACCUGGGAGGCUGUCUUGACCCGGCCGUGCCGUCUUUGCCUUCAAGUGGCCAGCACAUUUCUCUCAGAUGAUGAACUCUUUGUCGAGUUGCACCUCCCUGGGCGAAAGGUGGCUUUGGCUUGUGCUUCUGUGAAGCUGGGCUCGCAACGGCAGAAGUGGGCCUUCGACAGGGGCGGAUUCCUGGACGCAGAAGUCCUCGUGAACGGAGCCCACAGCGUGCCAAAGAUGGUUGCCAGCGAGAAGGCGAAUACCAGAGCUUGGUCCAUUUUGACAUGUGUUGGCUUCUUAAGAUCUAGAUAG
Messenger RNA from Cladocopium goreaui, 903 nucleotides. NCBI's taxonomy places the organism in Eukaryota, Dinophyceae, Suessiales, Symbiodiniaceae. The record is from the annotation of a GenBank genome assembly.